AUGGAGCGAACGGUGCCGCACGCGGUGCCGCUGGGUCAGGUGGAGGUAUUUCAGGCCCUAGAGAGGCUGCACAUGACGGUCUUUUCCCAGAGCGUGUCCCCCUGUGGGAAGUUCCUGGCGGCUGGCAACAAUUAUGGGCAGAUUGCCAUCUUCAGUUUAUCUGCUGCCUUAAGCUCUGAGGCUAAAGAAGAAAGUAAGAAGCCCGUGGUGACCUUCCAAGCUCAUGAUGGGCCUGUCUACAGCAUGGUGUCCACUGACCGACAGCUGCUCAGUGCUGGGGACGGAGAGGUGAAGGCCUGGCUGUGGGCUGAGAUCCUCAAGAAGGGCAGCAAGGAGCUGUGGCGUCGUCAGCCUCCAUACAGGACCAGCCUGGAAGUGCCUGAAAUCAAUGCUUUGCUGCUUGUCCCCAAGGAGAAUUCUCUCAUUCUUGCCGGAGGAGACUGUCAACUACAUACUAUGGACCUGGAAACGGGGGCUUUCACGCGAGCCCUCCGGGGUCACACGGACUACAUCCACUGCCUGGCAUUGCGGGAGCGGAGCCCCGAGGUUCUGUCAGGUGGCGAGGAUGGAGCUGUGCGGCUUUGGGACCUGCGCAUGGCCAAGGAGGUGCAGACGAUCGAGGUGUACAAGCAUGAGGAGUGUUCCAGACCCCACAAUGGGCGCUGGAUCGGAUGCUUAGCCACCGACUCCGACUGGAUGGUCUGCGGAGGGGGACCAGCCCUCACCCUCUGGCACUUACGGUCCUCCACACCGACCACCAUCUUCCCUAUGCGGGCACCACAGAAGCAUGUCACCUUCUACCAGGACCUGAUCUUGUCUGCUGGCCAGGGCCCGUAUGUCAACCACUGGCAGCUGAGUGGGGAGCUUAAGGCCCAGGUCCCAGGCUCUUCGCCGGGGCUGCUCAGCCUCAGCCUCAACCAACAACCAGCAGCUCCCGAAUGCAAGGUCCUGACAGCUGCAGGCAAUAGCUGCCGCGUAGAUGUCUUCACCAACCUGGGCUAUCGCGCUUUCUCCCUGUCCUUCUGACCUCUUCACACCCCAGCACCCCAGGCGUUGGGAAAGCUUUUUCUUUUUUUUACAAAUAAAGUUUCCAAUGUUUGUUU
Molecule: messenger RNA, 1103 nt
Organism: Chrysochloris asiatica (Cape golden mole)
Lineage: Eukaryota; Metazoa; Chordata; Mammalia; Afrosoricida; Chrysochloridae
Gene: THOC6
Product: THO complex 6 homolog (Drosophila)
Exons: 13
Coding region: 1-1026 (341 amino acids)
Biological process (GO): mRNA export from nucleus
Cellular component (GO): THO complex; transcription export complex
Molecular function (GO): protein binding
Source: RefSeq, a predicted model, not a curated record